This is a messenger RNA of Gryllus bimaculatus (two-spotted cricket), 96 nucleotides long. The record is from the annotation of a GenBank genome assembly. Lineage: Eukaryota; Metazoa; Arthropoda; Insecta; Orthoptera; Gryllidae.
AUGUCGACAUCAGAGGCGAUUUUAGCCAAGAUAACGCGCGAAGAGGAGUCUGAUUAUGAUUUUGACAAUGAACUUGCUGAAAGUACCUCAGAUUCA